ACAAUGGACAAAAUGGUAGACGGACGGAUCUUCUUGAUUAUCUCUUGUUUUGUUGUUUUAUUGUCGAUUUGUGCCGAUGGAGAUGGCUCAAAACUGAUGCAUAGAACACAAGAUGCGGUGAUUACAAAGAACCAGGAUGAAGGAGUUCAACUAAAAGAUUUGACUGUUGAUGCAAGGUGUGCUUUCUGCAAAUUCUUUGUUCAGAAGUUCAAAGAUGCUGUGGAAAGUGCUAAGACGCGGGGACAACUCUACAAUUCUAUCAAUGGUUUGUGUCUGGCAUUUGUAAACAAAUCACAGCAAGCGAUGUGUCCAGGGAUAAGCAAAAUGAUAGUUGAUGGAAUAGAGAAAUAUUUUGACUCAGCUGUCUCCCCACAAGGAACUUGUGCCUUGCCACAAAUAGGAAUGUGUCCUGCUUCUGAGAUUCUGGCCUUGAAAAUCAUCCAUGGCGAUCAGAGGCAAUCCAUAAUGUGCACUUUGUGCCUUGAAGUUGCAGAAACACUCAACAGGUUUAUCAAUAAACAUAUGGGCUUCAUCCAACAGGCAGCAAAGGACAUAUGUGACAGGAUGCCCCCACCAACUGACAAGAUGUGCGAGGAAGGUAUCAAUGAACUCUUGGACAAAGUGGUGAAUGUCACUCUGUCUCCUGAUCAUCUGUGCCAAGUUGUGGGAAUGUGCCCACACUCUCAGGGAAAGGAUCUGUACAUCAUCAACCCAGCGAUGAUUCCACUUAUCCUUGAAAAGGAGGAUGCUUAGAUUACUGAAAAACCCUUUACGUACACAAGCUAUACAGGCAGAGCCAGAGGCGGUUGGGUGGGGAAGGGGGGAUUUUAUUCUUGAACAGAAAGAGCUCUUGAGCUGAAAUUCAUUUUCACAACUGGUCAUGAACUGCCCUUGUUUUUCUGGUAAAUGAUAACCUCUCUGAAAAUACUGGCUAUGCCUGUGCUUUAUUUCAUUGCAAUACAGGAAAAAAACUUUUAGAAUACGAAAAUGUUCAACUUGGUGAGUAAAGGUAUCAAUUCAUAGGAAGAGAUAAAGGUGUAAAAACCGAAACUGAAGUUGUGCAAAAAAUUAGGGCCACAAUAAAUAAAGGGGUUGAAUGAUGUGCCAUUUCCAUUAAAUACAUUUCACAUUGUAAACCUGUAUAAAUUCAAACACUAUUAGCAUGUAUUUAUUAAGAGACUAGAGAUAACAGACUUAAAUUUGAACGUUCAUUAGACCAGAAUAUUAUUUUCGAAUGGAUGAUAAUGCUAUUCUGUGAUCUUGGUAUGUGUAUGUGCUACAAAUUUUCUUCUAUUGAUUUUACAUUUGACACUUGAAUAAAUAUAUUUUCAC
This is a messenger RNA of Lineus longissimus, 1332 nucleotides long. RefSeq lists its product as uncharacterized. Bases 4 to 753 code for a protein of 249 amino acids. The record is from RefSeq and is a predicted model, not a curated record. Lineage: Eukaryota; Metazoa; Nemertea; Pilidiophora; Heteronemertea; Lineidae. The transcript is spliced from 7 exons.